Jatropha curcas is the source of this 1227-nucleotide messenger RNA. RefSeq lists its product as uncharacterized. The record is from RefSeq and is a predicted model, not a curated record. Lineage: Eukaryota; Viridiplantae; Streptophyta; Magnoliopsida; Malpighiales; Euphorbiaceae.
GUUAUUAGCAACUCCAUGGAAUUGACAAUGUUUAGGCUUAGCCUUGUAAAGUCCAUGGUGAAAUCACUGCCUUUCCAUGUAAGAUUUCAAUCCCACCAUUUUGGCCCUUUUAUGCCAAUCAGUCAACCCAAUAGAAUAUCCAUUUCCUCCACCAAACUCCUUCUAAAGGUGAAGCAACACAGCAGCAACAGACAAAAAACCAAUAAACUAGCGAUGGAAUUUGAAAUCAAUAGAAAACCCAGAAUUCUUUGCCUCCAUGGAUUCAGAACCAGUGGUUCAAUUCUACAAAAGCUGAUUGGAAGAUGGCCUCAAACUGUUCUUGAAAAGCUAGACCUUCAUUUUCUUGAUGGCCUAUUUCCUGCUCGUGGAAAAUCUGAUGUUGAAGGCUUCUUUGAUCCUCCUUACUUUGAAUGGUAUCAAAGCAGUCAGGACUUCAAAGAGUACAGGAAUUUUGAAGAAUGUGUUGCUUAUAUUGAAGAUUAUAUGAUAAAUCAUGGUCCUUUUGAUGGUUUGCUUGGAUUUUCCCAAGGAGCAAUGUUAUCAGCUGCUGUGCCAGGCAUGCAAUUGCAGGGUAUGGCCUUCACAAGAGUACCAAAGAUAAAGUUUCUGAUAAUAAUAUCUGGGGCUAAGUUUUUAGGAUACAAAUUUGGCCAACCUAAGCUUGCUGCUAAUGCAUUUUCAUCUCCUGUUGAGUGCCCUUCUCUCCACAUUAUAGGGGAGAUGGAUUUCUUGAAGCCAGGAGGAAUUGAUCUGUUGGAAUCAUUUGUUGAUCCUGUUGUGAUUCAUCAUCCCAAGGGGCACAUCAUACCAAGACUUGAUGAUAAUAACAUCAAGAUAAUGCUUAGCUUCAUUGAAAAGAUUCAAAAGAUGCCAUCAGAUGAACAAUAGAACUGCUUGGAUAUCUCAUUUCCUAAAUCUGUUGGAAAUGUUAUACUACAUAGGAAUAAUAAUGAAGGAGAUUAAUAUUAUCAUAUCUAUGGACUGAAUGAUCGACAAAAUGGUUAUUUUCCCAUUAAGAUCCCGAAAAUUUAGUUGUUGACAUUCAGUCCCUUUUGUUUUUGUUAAAUUAAGCCCUCAUUUAAUCAAGGUUUUGACAGUGAUAAUCAUGUAUCUUAGACGGAUGGUGGAUUUGGCUGAGAUUUUUCUUAUUUGUGUUCAAUUAAACACUUGGAACUUUUCUUUUAAAUUUGUUGAUAUUGAACCCUUGAACUUUUAUUUUUGUUCAAA